Molecule: messenger RNA, 1975 nt
Organism: Protopterus annectens (West African lungfish)
Lineage: Eukaryota; Metazoa; Chordata; Ceratodontiformes; Protopteridae
Product: serine/threonine-protein kinase Sgk1-like
Exons: 13
Coding region: 205-1512 (435 amino acids)
Biological process (GO): protein phosphorylation
Molecular function (GO): protein serine/threonine kinase activity; ATP binding; phosphatidylinositol binding
Source: RefSeq, a predicted model, not a curated record
GUCAAACCGAUUGACAACUCGCCAGCAAUUGGUCUUGUAUAAAGUCCGUGCCAAUGCACACCUCGCGUCCAGCCUUUCUGUAAGCAGCCGGCACAGAGUAGAGUGCGACAGCGGGACAGGAGCAGUGUGCACCGGGACUUGCGUUCUCGGCAACUGCCGUUAGCUCGCGCUUCGUCGCUCGCUCUUUUGGGACUUGUGAUACUGAUGCUGCUAGGUGAUAAUAACAUGGCGGUGACAGAGCCAGGCUGUGAUCUGACAACCUACUCCAGGGUGCGGGGUAUCGUCUCCUUCCUCACCGCUUUCAUAAAGGAAAGAAAGAUGGGCUUGAAUGACUUCCUUCAGAAGCUGGUAUCCAAUCCUCAGAUAUGUCAGCAUCCUGAUGUUCGUGUGUUCUUGCAGUUUGACCAGAAUAAGCCUGAAAAAGAUGAGCAAAAUAAUUCUGCUUUAACAAAUCUUGGUUUUGAGAAUCUUGACAGCUCAACAGAAACGUUAGUUAAACCUUCUGAUUUUGACUACCUCAAAAUAAUUGGAAAAGGCAGCUUUGGAAAGGUUGUUCUAGCCAGGCAUAGAGACAAUGGGAAAUACUUUGCAGUCAAAGUUUUACAGAAGAAAAUGAUUCUGAAGAAGAAAGAACAAAAGCACAUCAUGGUAGAGCGCAGUGUUCUCUUAAAAAAUGUGAAACAUCCAUUUUUAGUGGGGAUGCAUUAUUCCUUCCAGACUGCGGACAAAUUGUUUUUUGUACUGGACUACGUUAAUGGCGGUGAGUUGUUUUACCAUCUGCAACGUGAGAGAGUAUUCUUGGAGCCUCGGGCAAGAUUUUAUGCUGCAGAAAUUGCCAGUGCCUUGGGUUACCUCCAUUCCCUCCACAUUGUUUACAGAGACCUGAAACCAGAAAAUAUUCUUCUUGACUCUCAGGGACACAUUGUUUUGACAGACUUUGGUUUGUGUAAAGAAGGACUGGAACCCAGUGGAACCACGUCCACCUUCUGUGGUACACCAGAGUACCUGGCACCAGAAGUCUUGAGAAAACAACCUUAUGACCGCACAGUGGAUUGGUGGUGUCUGGGAUCGGUUCUCUAUGAAAUGCUGUAUGGACUGCCACCUUUCUAUAGUCGAAAUGUAGCUGAGAUGUACAGUAACAUUUUACACAAGCCUCUGCUGUUAAAACCCAAUGUGUCAAAUGCAGCACAGGAGCUACUUGAGAGCCUGCUCCAGAAAGAUCCGAGGAAAAGGCUUGGAGUCAGAGAAGACUUUAUGGAGCUUAAGUUUCAUCCUUUCUUUCUACCAAUUAACUGGGACAAUCUGCUGGCAAAGAAGAUGACUGCUCCAUUCAUUCCUACAGUGACUGGUCCCACUGAUACUCGUCAUUUUGAUCCUGAGUUUACCCAGCAGCCUGUUCCCAGUUCGCUUGGGAAAUCUGAUGAUCUGCUAAUCAAUUCCAACUUCCAUGAGGCUGCUGGAGCAUUUCCUGGUUUCUCCUAUGCUCCUCCUGCAGAAGAUACAUACUUGUGAAGAAUGAUCCACUUAUUCUGAGGUGGGGUAUUCACAAGCUAAACAACUGCCACUCUGGGCUGUUGUUCAUUCUAUUAGCAGAAGCAGAAGAAGAUGUUGCCUUCAAAGUGGAAUCUGAAAGUUCUGCAUAGCAGUCAUUGAGAGCUAGAUUUGCUUAUCUAUACUCAUGUUCAAAGAUGCAGUCAACUAGUGUCAUGUAAUGCCUAGAGUAAAGAAAGUACAUCCGUCCUAUCUAGGAACUGCAAUGCAACUCCAGCUCAACAUAUACUGCAUUCAAAAUGAGCAGGUUGAUGCUUAUUGUGUCUUCCAUUUCUUGCAGCCAUCUUAACAGAAUAUACUGUCUCAUGUAAUUUUCUCUUCUCACCAGCAGCGGUCCUCAAGUCAUAAUCAGCCAUUAAUUAGCCAUUCAGUGACUGCUUCUACUGCUACCAUAACGUCUGAAUAAACAGAGUACGUGAAAGAC